AUGAACUCAACUGAGCAAAGACCGGAUAAUCUUAGUAUUCUCCAUCGCCUUCCACUCGAGCUUCUGAAUCAAGUCAUCUGUACUUUGCCUAACGCCGACAUUAAGAAUCUCCGCCUGACAUGCUCAUAUCUCGGAAACGCAUCUCUUCCGCGCUUUGACCGUGUGUUUUUAUCGACUAACCUGCGCGACAUUGAGGUCUUCACCUUGAUCGCGAACCAUGAUCGUUUCCGGUUCAAAGUCACCGAGGUCAUCUACGAUGAUUCGCGCUUUGGUCACCCUUCGAGCAGUCGGUAUAAAGAGUGGAAUAGAGACCCUAAUGAUCCCACAGGAGUGCCGUACUGGUUUAGAAUGUUUUACUGUUCCACCCUAGGUGCCAUUGACACUAGGGAAGAGGAGUUUCAGUCUAUGUCUCAUGUCAAGGAAGCUUUCAAGACUCGGUGCACCCUGGCUGAGUCAUAUCAGGUAUAUCACAAGCUUAAGGCACAGCAAGAUGAAGUACUUGCUUACGGCCGGGACGCUGAUGCUCUGAGACACGGUCUUUCACGCUUUCCAAACCUCAAAAGAGUUACUCUGAGUCCUGCUGCUCAUGGGAUUCUGGGAAGACCUCUGUAUCCAUCGCCUACGAUCAGAUCUUUGCCAGCAGGCCUGAUAUACCCUGUGGAACAAGGCUGGCCAACGAUCACAAUGGAAGAACACCCCCUUACACCUUGGGAUGAAACAUCAAAACGAAAAUGGCGUGGAUUCUGUGUUGUCACGAAAGAGGUCGCCCAACAUGUCCGUGAUAACCCGAUGUUUCAGCUCUCCGAGUUUGUCACGGAAGGCCGGCUGCUUUGGACGGGAACCACCUGCCGUCUUUUUGACAGUGCAGCCAGUGAGGAGUAUCGCGAUCUUGUGACUAUCCUGAGUCACCCUCCACUGAGACGCUUGGAGUUAUCAUUUGCUUGCGGCUCAGAGUCCAAACAAAACUGGCCUUCUUUCCGUUCUGGACUCCUCUUCAGAGCUCUGAGCAAAGCAAACAACUUGCAACAUUUUAGUAUCGAUACUGGCAUUCCUCCUGUAACCAGGGCAUGGCACAACAUUGUGGGAUACCAACAGAAUGGUAUGCCGCUACGGAGCAUGUUCCCCGUCAAGGACUGGUCGAAUCUACGCCGCUUUGCACUUUCUCGAUCUUUUGUCACACAGAGAGAUGUCAUCGCCUUCAUUUCUACACUCCCAUCGUCACUGGAGUCGCUUGAGUUGAGCUUCCUUGAUUUCUUUUUUGGCGAGGGAACUUACAGAGAUUUAUUAGAGGACUUGCGCUGUAACCUGGGUUGGAGAGAGAGGCCGUCGAGCAAUCAGCCAAAGCUUAUUAUACUAGUUGUUGAGAAUGAAUCCAAGAUGGAUGGCGUUGCUAUAGACUUGAGCCGUGAGGCAAUGGACUAUGUGUAUCACCAUGGAGAAAACCCAUUUUUAGAGGGGCAGAUCAUGGAAGUUAUAGAGGGUAGAGGGAUACCAGUAAACCUUCUUGAUCCGAUGUACGAUGGGGAAUACAAUAGCAGGGUUAUAUCAGUCUAG
Fusarium subglutinans is the source of this 1554-nucleotide messenger RNA. RefSeq lists its product as uncharacterized. Bases 1 to 1554 code for a protein of 517 amino acids. Gene Ontology annotation, molecular function: protein binding. The record is from RefSeq and is a predicted model, not a curated record. The transcript has a single exon. NCBI's taxonomy places the organism in Eukaryota, Fungi, Ascomycota, Sordariomycetes, Hypocreales, Nectriaceae.